This is a messenger RNA of Paramuricea clavata, 18838 nucleotides long. The record is from the annotation of a GenBank genome assembly. Lineage: Eukaryota; Metazoa; Cnidaria; Anthozoa; Malacalcyonacea; Plexauridae.
CCUCAGAGUGUACAAUUCGAAUAACCUGUGGAAUAACAUGACGUAUGUAAGAUCAGUGAUGUAUAUGUGCAGGUGACAAUCUUCUUUCCCAGAAGAAUUUGCGGUACGCACAGGUAGCUGCCUCGUACCCAGGCGUCUCUUUGUAAAAAAGCAGUGAUGCCCAUAUGACGUGUUUACAUGAAGUAUUGUAGUGGGGAGAGAUGGCGAAGGGGCUGAUGGGAAGAGGACGCACCCUUCCCAACAGCCCCUUCGCGCGUCGGAUGCCUACCUGAAUACUUCAUGUAAGCGCCUGGGUAUGAGGCAGCACAGGUAGCGUAUUCAUGGCCGACCAUGACGACUCGGAUAACGAAAGAAAUGAGGUAUGUUAUGAUUUAUUUUGUUAUGUGUCGCGUCUUUUGCAUCCUUUGUUUGUUGUAUAGAAGGCUUACCAUUUUAAUCAAGCGGUUGUUGAAUUAUUGUUUUCAUCAUUUGCUUUUAAUUCGUCGUGCGAAUGGCUCUAUGAGUGAGAUGUUUGAAGUUGUAAAAGUUCUGAGCGUUUUGACUGAUAUAGCAAACAAGUACUGUUGAAUUUGAAGCUAAAGUACUGUGAUCGAGUAAUAUAAAAGAGAUAAACAUUUCAUUCAUUUUUUUAUUGCACUUAGGCUUAUUUUGCUUUCAGAUUUUUUCAAAUGUGCGUAUAUUGUAUAUUUUAAAUAGUGUUCUACACAGCCAUUAUUUACUUGCUGCUAGGUAACCAUCGCGUGUAGUGUUGGGUCUCACAUUUGAGUGAAAACAACUCCAAACUGCAGUGAAAAUGUUGAAAGACAAUGAAACCUGUAAAUUGAUCAGUAUUGCUUAAAUGUUAAGCCUUAACAUUUCAACUUUGAAGUUGUUAUUUGGGAAUAACUGACUGAAUGUAGUAAAAGUUUCCCAGUCCAUAAAAGUCUCACAGGCAUCCCAAGCUCACGUGUGGUUGGAGUAUAUUUGUAUUUUUAUAUUGGCUUACUAUGACAGGAUAAAUAUUGUCAAAAAAUGCUAAAAUAUGUAUUAAAUUGAGAAAUAAGCUGGGCUCCAAAUGGCAUUUCUCUCAUGCCUGGGGUUAGCCUUUAGAAUAUAUGUUUUGAUUGGAACCGCUUCUUUUUUCAAAGUGACUAUAUGACCGGCAGCCGGUCACGGUUUAUCAAAUACUAAAUGGCCGGCAGUCUAGUGACUAUAGUUGAAUAUAAAAACUUUUGUUUGCGUUAACUUUUACCGAACUUGCCGUUAGCUCAUACGGCAAGGGCGCUGCGUGCGGAAAGUUAAACGCAGUCGGGGUCGGUCGGGAUGUGUUUUGUCUGACUUAGCAUUGUUUUUUCUUAAAAUUUUUUAAACUUUUUCCCCCGACUUUUCUAACUCUCAAAAGGUUAGGGUUAGGGGUUAGGGGUUAGGGUUAGAGAAGGGUUUGGGGUUGGGGAUAGGUUUAUCUUAUAAAAAUUAAACUUUAACAAUAGUCACUAGACUGCCGGCCAUUUAGUAUUUUAUAAACCGUGACCGGCUGCCGGUCAUAUAGUCACUUCGUUCUUUUUUAUUAAAUAACUGUACAUUUUAAUACAAAAGGGCUCUGGCGGCUCUGCGGAGGAGAGUGUAUGACAUAGUCUGCAGUUUUAGGGUUUGCAAAAUAAAUUCAUGUUGAAUUAUUAAACUAUUGUCUGUGAAAUUCUAUCAUGCCAGUAGCAUUGUUGUUCCUCAAUAGAACUUUACAAUAACAAUGGAUGAUUCCAGCUAUAGCCUAAAUUUUGAUCUCGGCAAGAAGAACAAAAUCCAUCACCACAGCUAGACAGAGCUCGUUAAAGUUAGUAAAAUUGCAAAGUUUGGCCGCAAAAUGUUGUAAAAUGUGGAAAAUAUAGCCUUGCAAAUUUUGUAUUAAUUAACUUGUAUUGCGUGUGGGGAAAAUGCACCACAGUUAGGCCGAAAGUGUGUAAAAACAAAUUGAUAUAAAUUUUGCAAAUAUUUUCGUUGGGCUAUAUUUUCCGCAUUUUUAAUCACGAUAUUUUCAAUCACGUUGUAUUGAAGGUAGAAACUUGAGCGACAAUGUAUUGAAAUUAUCGUCAUGCUCAAUGACUAUCGUGAUAUUGCUUCACAUGUGUAUAUAGCUUUUAUAAAAUUCUUAAAAAUUCUUUCAAUUCCUAGAAAAUAUAGUUCUUAAAAGAAUUAAGGCUCUUUCCUGAAUUAAAUAUGAAUUUAAUACGAUACAAAAGCUAAUAUUGGAUAUUAUAGAUUCAUGUCUUGCUAAUAUGAGUCAGGGUUAGCGGUCAGGGUGAGGAUUAGCAUUCAUAAAUAGCGAGACAUGAAUCUAUAACCAUAUUAUGUAUUAAUCCGCUGGACAAUGAAAUUGUGACAGGCUUUGUUUGCGCUGUGUGCCCAUGGCGUAGCCACUGCAUAAUUAGAUACUGCAUAGACAGUUCAGGUUUAUGAGAAGUACUGAAAUAUUAGACUAGAAAAAGCCUUCAUUUUACUUUAAUUAAAUUUUGUUGUUUUUACUUGUUUUUAAUAAGGUUAUAUAUUAGCUUACUACUAGAGGUGCGGAUCGGAUUGCACGUUUAUAAUCCGACAAUUGGCUCGUGUUUAAAAUCCGAUCCGAUCUAAAAUUGUCAGAUCCGAUCCGAGUUGUGAUAAAGAAUUUCAAUCCGAUCCGAAGAAUCCUUUAACAAAAUAAUUUUCUCAUUCAAGUUGAAAUGUUUAACCAAAUAAAUAUAAAAACAAGAAAUACAUGUCAAGUAGCUGACAAAGUGACGUCCAAUUGAAGUAUCAAACAAUAAAUACUGCGACGACCGCGAUAAUGCUUUGAUAAAUGCAUGGAUAAAUGCAUGGAUAAUUAAUUCUUGCAAUAAUGCAUGGUAAUUUUGAAUAUCGAAGUCCAAUUCGACUACGAAACAACUCUAUCGAUCCGAUCCAAAAUUAAUAUUUUUGUUCCGAAAUCCGAUCGGAUUUGGAUCGGAUUUGCACACCUCUACUUACUACAUACAGUAUAUGCUUUGAUAUUAAUUGAAAAAAAUUGAAAAAUGUGGUCAUUUCAAGUCUUUCAAACCUUUGUAUGCCCCGAAGAAAAUCUUGAUUCUUGAUCUGGAAUUUUAAAAUUUUUGUGUUGUUAUUUUAAACGCAUGCUAAUUAUCACUUAACCAAUGAAAUAGCUUCAUUUGUCAUAAAUUAUUCAAAUAAAGCACUGUCCAAUCAGAGGCCGAUCCCCAAAUCUGGGAACUAUCCACGUGACCUGAACAAGGAUUAUGCAUCCAACUCACAGACGUUCUCUUGCGCGUUUCGUCGAGAGUAACGGCUGUAUACAGGCUACUCAUUCGGACCGCUAGGUUUAUGUGGUUUCAAGGAUUGUAACUGCUUAAUGACACCUGGGAUCGUAACAGUAAGAAACCAACACUUACUUUUGGGUCUGUGCCAACGGCGGGAAUGUCAGUGAUUCUGCCAUCGACUUUGAAGUCAACUACGUCAUUCUUUAAUUGGUAUGACCAAAGCCUCUGGACCAAAGCCAUGAAUAUAUGAUACCGAAAUUUUAAGGAAUAUUUUGGCAACCUAAGUUUGCAACCCAACCUUACUCUAUAAGACAGUACGAAUUGGUAAAGCUAUCCAGUCUAUAAAUAUAAAAAUUGUUUUAGUUUAGAUAGCAACAUUUUUAACUUUCAGAACAGUGGCGUAACCAGGGUCGAAAUGUGGGGGUCAACAUUUUUUAUGGCAUUUCGAAUGCGAGCGCCAAUGGCGCGAGAAAUCUUGGGGUUCGGGGCCAUGUUCCUCAUUAGAACGCUAUUUCACGUAUUUUAGGACGACGCUUGAAGAAAAGUCACAACCACAAUUUUUUUUAAAGCCAUUUUUAGGUUACCUAAUGUUGUUAGAUCGAAAAAUGUUUUUGUACAACACUGUACUGUACACACAAAUACAACGGCAAAAUAGCACGAUGUCUUCGUUUUUGAAGUGGCCGCUCACUUGGCCACUAUAUUUGAACCAUAUUCUGCCCGGAUUUUAGCUUUUCACAAGGGCAGUCCUUUCAGAACACAAUGGUGUUUAUAUAUAAUCCUAUUCUUAGACAAAACGUGUCGUAAAUCAGCCAUAUGAUGAAACACUGGAUGUCAACGAUGAAGAAGAAGUAGCUAGCACAUUUACUCCAAGUCCAAGGCCGGCAUUGAGUCGUGGAGCUGGUAUGUAGCCCAGUCAAUGUCUGGUGAAAUAUUUUGCAAUGUGUUACAUUUUUUCAUUGGACAAUCGUGUAAUUAAAAUUCUUGUAAAAAUUCAAAUAAAGAAUAUAAUUAUUCCAAAAGGGAGGAAUUUUCUACUUGGUAAAUUAAAUAAAGCUAUAUUGUCCAUUAUUUAUUGUUUCCAUAUAAAGGCCAGACAAAAAAUAUCCUGUGGUUCCAGUUUUCUGAUCGCCCUCGUUGACAACAGAACUUUUUUCGAUGUGGUUGCAGUUUACUGCAAUCUUGCGUUAUGUACGAAUCAUAGAAAGCGUUUGUGGUGCAGGCUGCUGCUUUCCUGCACACCAUAUUUUUCAAUUAUAUGCCAGCUGAUAACACUCAUGGGCAUUGGCACAUUGCUGACUAAAGUGAAACGAAAGCAUUUAAAAUCCUUGCUAAUUUUUUCAGGAUAUGAAACCGGAACCACAGCCAGGAUAUUUUGUGAAAAUAUUCUGUGUAUAAAAUAGGUAUAUGUAAGGAGAUAUUUAAAACGUUUCCACAGUAUCAAUUUGGGAAAAGGUUCAUUCACUAUACUUUCAAAAUUUAAAUUGAAACAGUCUGUGCCAACGUAUAUGUAGUGACAAUAAUACUUGAAAUUUGAAAAAUACAAGUAAAACUUCGAUGUUUCAAGACUUCCAAGUUUUACUUGUAUUUUAGUUGAAUCCCUCUCAAUCCCCAGCAUUUUCUUACAAAAUUGUACUAUAAUUGUAGUUCGCGGAUCAAUGACAGACCAAAGUGAAGACGAGUUUAAUCAUGAUGACUUAGUAGAAAAUAAGGUCAGUAUUAGCUCAAUGCUCUGCCAACUGAGCUACGCAGUCAGGUCGGUUUGAGUAUGCGAUAUUUCGGAACUGAGUCUAGUUCCUUCGACAUCAAUAUAAUCUAAUAAUCAUGAUUUCUUUGUGUUGGUGUUAUGUACUCACUCACAGGUGAACAUGAUGUUUGUGAUGUUACUCUGAGUCCGGUGUGGAUACACACUCAGAGUAACAUCACAAACAUCAUAUUCACCUGAGUACACAACAUCAACACAAAAAAUUAAGAUCAGUACUGUUAUAAUAAUUAUAGAUAUAAUAUCUGUGAGUGUGAUUGCCAUCAUUAGGUUGGAAGAAAACUAAGCCUUUCGUCAUGUCCGUGUUCUGUGAUCAGACAUGAUUGAUUGCAAUUGAAUCAUACGGUGGUAGCCAAAGGUGUCCUUAGUAUGCCUUUGACUCAGUCAGGUUACAGUACGUUGCACCUUCAUAAAUCAGCUCAGCUAAAAAUGCAUCUUGUUUUAAAUUUUAUGACCAAAAAUUGAAAAGGUAUAUUUAUGCUUGUGCGUUUUAAUGAUGAAUGACACAUUCCCAUAAUUUACAGUAGAGUUGAAUAUAAUUAAAGCAUAUUGCAAUGACAAGCAAGAAGAAGUCCCAAUAUGUACUGUAUGACCUAAUUCUUACUUCAGCUUGGUGGUGGUGGUGGUGGUGGUGGUGGUGGUGUUGGAGAGAAGCAAGGCAAAGGAGACCCACAGAAAGGCAAGCCCCCAAGUGAAGAUGAAGGAGAUGAUCAGAGUGACAGUUCUGAUGAUGAAGAUGAUGAAGAUGGGCACAGGGGAACUUUGGAAGGGUAAGGUGCCUAAUUAAUCAGACAUGUCUUCUGGAUUGCCUGUGGGUAUAAGCGUAUCACACAAUUUAGCCAUUAUCGUGAAAAUGAACAGUGAAAAAAACAUGAAGUCAUCACAGUGCUUCCUUGAUUCUCCUUUUAGAAUUUUAGAAUAGAUUCGCAUUUUAGAAUCGCAGUUACGAAAAUUGGAUCAUUUGAAUGAAAAAUACAGUGUGGAGUAAACUGAGCUAUUGCACGACGCUAUAUAUGUUGCAUGGUUGUAGAAAUAUAAUAGUUCAUGGAAUGUUGAGAAAACCACAAUGUGCAUGCGCUGUUACAUUAUACUAAUUUAACACGAAAAUUCCCCCGUUCAUGUUUUUGUCUGACUGUAAGUUAAUGCAUGAUAAUUCCAUUAAGCCAUAUUAACCUGUACUUUGAAACUACUGUCAGUACAGUAGUUGGUUCUGAAAUACCUGAAAGAAUUAAAAGCUCUUCCAUAUUUUCAUUUUCAAGCUCCUUCGUGCAGAGGUUCUUAGAUUAGGUUAAAGUGUUUUUAACCUCUUUUUCAAUUUAGUCAUGCAACAUCCUGUUGUAGCAUUGUCUAUCUAGUGUCUUAAAACCGUGGACCACAAAGUUUACAACUGUGAUACUGUAACUUAAUGUAGAGUUAUAGUCUACCUACACUGGACCACAUCGAUUCAAAUAUAUUUAUGAUUCUAAACUUGAAUACAAAUGGCGAAAAUGUGACAGACGCGGAAAACCAUUUGAAUUCAGAGGACUCUUAAGUAUAUUUUGUACUUUGGCUGACGUCAUAUCAUUUGUUUGGGCUAUUAAAUGCCACAACCUUUCUUCAAAGCGACAGGCCUUGAUACAGAAGAUAUACUGUACCUGUAAAGGAACUCUGGGACAAUAUCUAUUAACCUAUAUUGUUGUACAAUAAAGCUCUUCGGUUUUUCUUUCGCUGCUACGAUUUUCUCGUCAAAGAAAAGAAAGUUAUUGAAGUUUUUUAAAAAGUUGUUAUAUUGUUGUCCAGUUUUUCUUUUCAUUGCUGCAUAUUGCAGCACUGAAACAUUAUCGCAUCAUCAAUGUAGAGCUGUAGUACAUAUUAGUUAAAAAUUGUUUUCAUUUAAUUUUGAAACGCCAACUGAAGAUAUUUUUAAAAAAUAACGCGCGUUUAUCCUUCAUUUUAGUCCUUACGUGUCCCCUGACUGGCUAGGAGCUUGCGCAGUUAAAUAAUUAUGGCCAGCACAUAGCCAACAUAUAUCUUGGUUGUCUGUAAGCAGACUGCAGAAAGUGGAGUUAUUUGCAUAGGUUGGGCCUGUAGCAAACAUGCAGUAGUUUUUGCAUUAUGGGGAAAAAAAUCACUUUCAGUAACAAUAUUUGCAACAUUGUUAAUUUGAUUCGUAAUAUUUUAUUCCUUUAUGUAUGAAAACCUGCAGGUGUAUAUCGAAUGUUCCUUUCGCGUUCUUGAUUCGCAGGAUUCAGUAUCUCUGAAUUUGAAUCCAGGUUUUACUCAUUUGUUUGUAUUGUUCUUAUAGAUUAUAUACAAAAUGGCUUAUUUUGUCUAACGUUUCGAUCGGGUUCCUCUACAGAAACCAUUUUCUUGGAAACCUUUUUCUUCCAAGCUAGACUUGAUGGUUAAUUGUAAACCGUAGAAUAUACAGUACUUGACGGUUUGUUGUAUCUUACAAUAAACCGUCAAGUUAGUCUUUGAAAAUUAUUUCCGCAGAGCAAACGGAAACGUUAAUAUAACAUUUUGUAUUUAUAUAAUCUAGAAGGACAAUACGAUAUAUUAGUAAUAAAUGUUAUUAUUUAAUCUUUUAUUUCAGAGCGUACGACCCCGCUGAUUAUGAACACUUACCUGUUGGACAGGAUAUAAAAGAACUAUUUCAAUACAUUACAAGGUAUAUACACUUUAGUCUACAUUGAAGUUACUCUCAUGAAAUAUUUUUGAACUAUUCAUCAAAUAGAAAUUGUUUACUCAAUUAUUUCGGUGCUUCACAAAAGUGCUAAUGUGCUCUAUAAUUUUUCACCCUUAAUACAUGUAUAUACCUUGCUGUUUUUGGAGUACUGGAAAAUACAGCAAUUCGGUGAUACUCAUGCCGUAUUGCAUUGUCGCGUUCAAUAAUAUUACUUUUUAAAAACGCGUUGCCAUAUUAGUUCAUGCUUAUGUUAUUAGUUACGUUACGUGUCUGGUUUGUCUAUAUAUUUCUAUGUAUAUUUUUAGAUACACACCACAGUCAAUUGAGUUAGAAUACAAACUGAAACCAUUUAUUCCAGAUUUCAUCCCAGCAGUUGGAGAUAUCGAUGCUUUUCUGAAGGUGAGUUAAAAAUAUCUUCAAAGUUAAACCCAGAUCCAGUGAGCUCCAUAUAUAUCUGGAGCGUGAACUCGAGUCCAAAAAAUGAAGCCAAGAUGGCGGAAAUUGAAGAGCUACAUAUAUAUUGAACGUCAUUUCCAGUCCCUUUCUUUUGUUUUUGUCUGCGCGGUUAAUACGAAGCUGGUAAGGAUUGUGCCGAAAUUUCGUAUUUUGACAUCGAUUUAAAGAACGCACUCUGGUUUUAUGAAGUGAUAACUUGUUUAGUGAUACGGUCCGUAGGAAAAACUGGAAAUAGCUGGGGAAAAUGGAAUUAAAACUGUUUACGACCUUCAUAGCUAUUGGACGUCAAUCUUGUCUUCACUUUUCUCACAGGCCGAAUGACUGAAGUUGUUGCUCCAGAUAGAUAUAUAUAUAUAUAUAUAUAGAGAGAGAGAGAGAUUAGUUCGAUCUAGACGUACAUUUAGUUCGAUCUAGACGUACAUUUACUGUACGUACUAUACGUAAUAGAAGCUAUUUUACACAAUACACUUUAGCUUUGGUGUUAGGGAGCUUAAAUUUUUGAGUGACGUCUGUGUUGACAAAACUUCACUUGUUUAAGCUCACUAUUGUGAGCUUUAACUAACCUACUAAAGAAAACCCUUACAGUACUAUAACAGUCCGUUAUAGCUAUAACGUGAAAUUAUAAAUUUUGUGGUUAAGGUAUCAAAACCAGAUGGUAAACCAGAAGUCUUAGGUCUCACUGUUUUGGACGAACCUUGUGCAAAACAAUCAGAUCCAACAGGUAAAAUAUACUAAAUGACGUCUAAUGAAUACGAUGUAUGGCCUUGAUAAAAGCAUUAAGUUUCAACACCACCUGGAAUUGCUUCGUGAAAAGUGGCCAAGUAAUCAUGCAAUGCCAAUUUGAAACAAUCAAUGACUCGUAUACAGUAGUUUGUUCACACUUAACAUUAGUAUAAUUACAUAAGUGAUUAUUGAAAAUUCUCCACGCUGAUUGGUUGCCGUUGAGGUGAUUAUAACGCGAUGAUCACCUAAGCGAUUUUCGAAAUGGCGGCCGAAGCCAUUUUAUCAAUUAAAUGACGAAGAAAUGUGUAUUUUUUAUUUUUUUUCCAAAUAAUCACCUAUGAAAUUAUACUAAAACAAUUACAGUAUUUACGUCAGGCUCGGUGAUUAUCGUGAAUAAAAAUCUCGACUUCGUCUCGGUUUUUAUUCACCGAUAAUCACGUCGCCUUCGGCGAAUAAUUGCUAAUUAUUAGUAUAGUGCAACACGGGGUGUGAUCGAGGUCUUAAAUUUUUCAGAUUUUCUUAUUUCACAAUAUUUAGUGAUUUAAAUUACAUACAAAACAAUAUUACUGUGUGUAUAUUUGAUUUAUUAUCAGCAGUAGUAAAAGUGGCUGAACGCUUUCGAGUUGACCAUACGUCUAUAAUGUCUAUGAAAAUUUAUAGAGAAAAAUGUCAAGUGUGAGUCUCCCAAACAAAUUAAAACAAAACAAAACAAAACAAAACAAAACAAAACAAAACAAAACAAAACAAAACAAAACAAAACAAAACAAAACAAAACAAAACAAAACAAAACAAGACAAAACAAAACAAAACAAAACAAAACAAAACAAAACAAAACAAAACAAAACAAAACAACUGGUGCAUACUCACAUAACUUAUUUAUCCUUUUUUGUGAAAUGUAGUUUUAGGGUUACAAUUGAUAACAGUCUCGAAGCAAACCAGCAAGAAGUCAGUGGUAAGAAAUUGUACCUGUUCAAUAUAAUGUCUGUUGUAUAUUCAACAAAUAUAGGACAUUUUCCGUGUGGAAACACGACGCUCGGAGGGCGAGUUUCCCAAUUAGCCAUUCCGAAGUUGAUGAGUGGACUGGGGACAAGUGUUAAAAAGUGCCCAAAUUAAGAAAUGAACCAAAUCACUAAAAAGACCACCUCAAAAUUAGUAAGUAUACAAAGUUUGAAGACGUGUAUAUGAAUACCCUUCGAAUAAUAAGCUUUCGAAAAUUGUGAAAUUACUGAUUAAAAGAUUGUUUUGGGGACGCGCGUCCCAAAAACAAGAAAUUACAAUACAUUUCAUAGUAAAUAUCACGAUUUUCGAAAGCUUAUUAUUCGAAGGAUAUUCAUGUACAGUAAACGUCUUCAAACUUUGUAUACUUACUAAUUUUGAGGUGGUCUUUUUAUUGAUUUGGUUCAUUUCUUAAUUUGGGCGCUUUUUAACACUCGUCCCAGCCCACUCAUCGACUUCGGAAUGGCUAAUUGGCAAUUUCCACCAGACGUGUUGUUAUAACUGUAUACCAAUAAGGAAAUAUGUUUUAUAUUUUUUAUAAUAUAGCACAAAGAAAUAUAAAGAAAGAAAUUUUCCGUGUUGACAUAGAGUUAUGUCAAUACGGCUUUUAUCUAAUCAGCGUUCAGAAUUUGCAAAUGCUAUAUUCUAAAACAAAGCAUACUCCAUUAAGUAAAACGGGUGCUUUUUCUCGGAAUAUUUUUUUAAUAUUUCCUAAAAUUAUUUUAUUGUACUAGUUCAGUGGCAAACAUUUCGCAAAAUGUUGAAGAGGAAAUUUAGGUUGCCACCAUACGACUACCUUUUGUUGCUGGAAUUCAUAGGUCUUUAAGAGGCACUUUUUUCAAUGUCGCGUAUUCGCGAUGAAAAGUGUUCAAAACCUAAAAUCUUUUUGGCGUACCUCUCAAAAUUACUUUGUUUUAUUUUUAUUUUGUAGUUUACACAGUUAGCAACCUUUUUUAAUGUAUCUGGAGGUUGAGAAACACAAAUAAUAGUUAAAUAUUGUCAAUUUAAAUAUAUAAUUAUCAUUGAUGCAGUAAAAUUGACGCCAUAUUUAUACAGCAAUGUAAGCAGCAAAACUUACUGAACUUCAGACAUCAUUUUCUUUUUGGCGUACCAUCUAAAGCACUAAACAUACUUUUUAAGUUUGUUUUCCGAUUGAGAAACGUAUCGAAAACUACAAUUUUUCAAUGUGGUCAUAACCGCAAGUGGUAUAUUAUACUAACAUUAGUUCUGAGCGCGUGUUACGUAACACACAAAAAAUCUCCUCUUUGCAAAAAACUUUUUUGCCUUAAAUUUCAUGCAAUAUAUAAAGCUCCACUUUCUCCAAACAUACCCGAAAAAUAUAAUAUCUGGAGCUCUAGUGUAGUGUUUUAAAAACGGUUUUGUGACAUUUUUGUCAAUAUAAUGGAGAGAAAAUUCUUUUUUAGAAAAUUUUCAUGUUUAUAAAACAAAAAAUACCUUUGAUUGAACAAUUCAAUGCUGACGUUUUCCACAUACUGUAUACUGAAUUAUUCAGUAAGUCGUGCGACCGGCGAGGAGAAUGAAUUUUUACUAAAUAAAUUAAUGUUUAAUUCCAAGGCUGUAAAAUCAGUUGAGGACCCAGAAAAGAAUCCUAAAGCAAUUUCUAAUUGGAUAGAAAGUAUAAGGUGAGUGCUAUUUGUAAUGUUUAUUGAUAUCAAGUAACUUAUUUAUUGGUAAAUGUGGACACCAUACUUGAUUUGUCUACAAUUAUGGCCCGUUUACUUUGGUAUAACCGUAUAUUGCGCAAAUUCUCCAGCUUUUUAGGGAGGGUUUGCAUGCACUGGACGAAUGAUUGCUUCCUAAUUUUUCAGUGGAGCCUGUUUUCUGAAAUUAAAUAAAGAUAAUGUGGUUAAACAUAGAUUUAGGCGAAGUUAACGGCAGAUGUAUCUAGCAGCAGGGAGCCCCCGACGUCACCUAGAACAGUUGCAAUUAUCGCGCAUCCGUCACUUUGCUACAGCUUGGCUAGCCAGCUACAACUGCUCUUUCUACCUCCAAACUCGGAUACUCUGCCGUUAAAACUAUAUAACCAUUAUAGUUGUUAUAGAGAUUACAAAAAGCAUGUUAAUUACAGCAUGUGAUCGACACAUCUUUUCAGGGAACUCCAUCGUCAGAAACCUCCACCCACUGUGCACUAUCAAAGGUGAGUAAUUUGUUGUGGUAUUUAUUUCCUUAUGAUUCAAAUUCAAUUCAAUUCAAAAGUCUUUUUAAUAGAUCAAAAGAUAAAAAUACAUAUCUUAUGUUACAAGUACAUAUUAAGAAUACAUUAGUAAAGUUUACAUCAUAUGAAUAGGUUAUAGUUAAAAAUUAAUCUAUUUGCAAACGACAAUUUAAAACGUUCCGUGUUCACUCUUGGAUACUGACUAAACUCUGUCCUCAAAGAAUAGCUUGUGGAUUUUUUUCUUGGUAUCAAGUCGACUAUGGCACUCUUCUGAUUUACAGAAGCCUUAAAAAUAUUUCUGUCUUGUAUUUCUAAAAGAUAUCUAAUAUUUACAGGUUCUGAUAUAUACUUUCGCUUAAAACAUCUGUCAAAAAACCGUUGUAGAGUAUUGAGUUCGGCUGGAGAAGAACUGUAGACGGACAGGCCAAACGUUAUAGUAGAUAUUACUAGGGUCUUAAAUAGAUAAUCUAUCUCACAUUGGCUAUAGCCUUCUGCCCUGAGUGUUCGUAUAACGUACAAGCAUUUGUUUGCUUUGACCAAUUUACCUCGCACAUGACUAGUGAACUUGAGAUUGUCUUGAAAAGUACUACCUAAAAUGGGAAGUUCUUUGCAUUGGGGUAUAUUAUAAACAUUGUCAAGUUGAUCAUUAUAUCCCUUCUUCCGGAUGAUAAGCUCUUUACAUUUACCAGGGUUACAAGUCAUAAAAAUUAUCAUCAGACCAGCUCAGGAAUUGUCCAACUGUAUCUGUUGAUGUAUCAGGACCCUCACUCCAAACUGGCACUAUUAUAUUUGAAUCGUCCGCAUAUUUAAAAAGAGCGUUCUCGCCGUCUAUGUCCACCUCUAAAUCAUUUAGGAAAAUAUUAAAAAGGUAGGGGCCACUUACGCUCCCCUGUGUUGUACCCUUAUUAACAUCCAUCCAUUCUCCACAAAAAUCGUUACAAACGACUCUUUGCUUUCUAUUCUUUAGAAAAUUUAAAUACCAAUUUAUGAUAUAAGGGUUGAGUGGCACAGUGUAACUGCUUUGCAGUUCGCUCUAUCUAAGAAGCUGAGUACUUUGUUCUGAAUAGUUAACAGAGCGUUUGUACAACUCCCCCCUGCCUGUACGCAAAUUGCGUUGGGGAUAAAAUUUCCUCAACUGUCGACUUGACCUGACUAUUAUAAACGAGCUUUUCGAAGGUCCUCGCAAUUACAUGUGUAAUAUUUAUUCCACGAAAGUCACCAUCUUCCUUUGGUAAAUCAACCUUUGCAAGAGGGUUAAUAUUCUCUCUUUUCCAUGAAUCUGACCAAGUAUGUGAUGAAAGGGACAAAUUCCAGACGUUAGUUAUAACUUCGGUUAGAAUUUCCGCAUGAUCAUUCCAAACCCAAUAGGGAAUAUAAUCGGGACCUGUUGCUGUCCUCUUUAUUCUUUUCAAGGCAUUCCAUACCUGCUGUUCCGUAAAGCUAGGAAUAUUUACUUCAUCACCAAUAAUUGAGAGCGUCGGUUCGACAUAACUAUCAUCGUGGCAGAGUUCGCCAAAGUAGCGAUUUAAUCUUGUAAGUGAUGCAUUAUCUAAAGUAACUCUUGAUGACGAUGCAUUUCGCUGAGAAAUAUCAUUCGUCUUUCUCCACCAAGUUCUACUCCCCACCAAGGCCCUAAAAUUUCUUCUGUUUUGACAAAUGACAUCAGAAAUACUUUUGUUAAUUAAACUGAGUCUAUCCUUUUGCGACCGAGCAAUUCUGGAUUUAGAUUUUAGCAAAGAUUUAAUUAAAGGACUCAUCCAGUAAGGGUCACGUGACGAAAUUGAGACUGUUUUUGUGGGCAUACAUUUAUUCAUAUGAUCCAUGAUCUUACGUUCAAGACAAUUCACAGCGUCAUUUACAUUCGUGGACUUCGAUACAUCCUCCCAAUCUUCUUCUGCUAAAGCUUUGUGGAAAUCUUCCUUUCGAUGCUUUCUACAAUCCCGAAAUUCAACCUUUCGGCGCAUAGGUUUUAGUUUCGUCCCUGCUGGUAAAAUAACCCCCAUGUGGUCUGUUUUAGUUAAAGGAAUGAAAGACCAAAGUUUGCUUAUUUAUAGAACGAAACAUAUUAAAGUGAUACUUCUAUAUUCUAAUCUAAUAGAAAAUGGAAAUCCAUAUUUGGAUAUAACAUGUAAUAUGAAAGUGGCAGUUAAUUGAAUUUUUUGUACUACUUCAAGCUACUUUAGGAUCCAUUCUUUUUCCAUAUAUAAAACUACUGAAAAUUCCAGUGUAAUUUACCAUUGAGAAUUUAAUUGUUCGACAGAAACAUGCCAGAUAUUGAAAGUCUUAUGCAAGAAUGGCCACCGGAAUUUGAAGAGCUAUUAAAUCAGGUAAUGAAAAUGCCUAAAACUUAUAAUGAAAUAAAAAUACUGAUAAUAAAACAAAAUAUCUUCAUAAGUAUAUGUAUCAACUCGCAUAAACAAAACAUAAGGGGACUAGACAUAAGGAUACAAGCAAAACAUAAGGAUACUAGAAAUUUAUGCAUAUAUUAUACCUCAAAUUCAAAUUGUCCAAUGAAAAAACAGCAUUUGUACCACGUGAUAAUGUGAUUUUUUACGGUAUUUCACUCAAAUUCAUGAUUUCGCAAUGCAGCGUGAGAUACUAUAAUAUCCCACGGAAGAUCCACCGUGGGAUAUUAUAGUAUUCCACGCGUCACGCGUGGACACCACGCUCUGAAACAAUAUGGCGUUCGCGAGCUGUUGUUUGUAAUUUCGGUACAGAAGAUUUGAUUUAACCAAAUAUUUUCAAGACGUAUGUUACCUUUAAUGAUCCAAAGGAUACGUGCUCAAAUAUUUUAAAGAGGAAACGUCAAAAACUCAGGUAUACAUAAGAAAUUAAAAAUUGUAUUCGCGUAGUUAAUAUUCAGCAAGUUUUAAAGUGUAUUCUGAACUUGGUGAGUUCUUUAACUUUCAGUAUAAUAUAUCAUUUAUAGACCCUCCGCUCGGGGGAUUCGGCGAUAUUUCCCUUAGUGAUGAUAUUUUCCUCGGGGCAAAGCCCCUCGGAAAAUAUCAUCACUUCGGGAAAUAUUACGCCGAAUCGCCCUCGCUCCGGGUCUAUAAAUGAUAAGUAGCAACCUGCACUCGCUCUUUCUGAGCAGACAAAUGUUGUUCCGUGUAAUGUUCGUGGUUUUGUAUCAAUAUCAAGCACUUUUAAGUAUAACAAUAGAUAUCAAACAACUUGUACAAACAGCAUAGUACGUAUCCAAUUACUUCCCGGUUCCCUAGCCUCGUGCUUCUAAAAAUACUUAACUAACUUUCUAGUCACGUGUGUGCUAGUGUCAAUAAUGUCAACAUUGCAUUCCGAAACAUUUUUCCCAACAUGGAUAAUUUAUAAUUGACAAACCGCAGACCAUGCAGAAAAUUGUACGAACAUGCGUUCGGUAUAUUUUUUAUUGGAUAAAAUACUGGCAAAAGCAAGGCAAAAUUUUGUGCUUGUAUAAUUAUAGGUUUAUACUAUGCAUUUUAGAUAUGUUAUUAGGUAUUCUCUAAGCUGCAAUUUAAUGUACAAUUCAACCUCUAACGUUUCCUGAAAUGUUUCGAAAUGGCCAUAUACGUCUUUGUCUUUGAAACGAAGUCAGUUUCAAAUUCCUAUAAUUGUAAAAUAAUUUUGCUCAUGCAUCUUUAAAUUUUUAAUCUUUUUGACGGGACGUCCGCAGGAGCUUUAUGCGAGUAUUUAAGGGAAUAAAUAAUCUUAUAUUGAUUCUUGUCAUAUUAUUUUAUAAAUGACUGUACAAUCAUGCAGAACACUCUUACUGUAAAUUGAAGUUAAUACCGUUUACAGUAGGGGUCAUCUCGUGGUGAGGGUACUCGCCUACAUUUAGUACCAUGUGAAGUAUAUUGCCUCUGACAACCUUAAUUAAAAUAGCCACAUGCACAGUAUUAAACCUCUAGAAUUUAUUCUGCCAGGUUGGACUACCAACGGCUGAGCUGGAUGUAGAUCUUCCUCAGUAUGUCGACCUUGUUUGUGGUAAGCUUGAUCGUAAUAGAUUAGAAACUAAAACGGUUUUAUGAAAUUUAAAUAUUAUGCAAGAUAUUUUAAUAUAUCUAUCAAUAUCUCUCAAUUGCUUAGGGAUGCUUGAUAUUCCUGUGCAAAAGAAUCGUAUACAUUCCCUACAUGUUCUCUUUACGUUGUAUUCGGAGUUCAAAAAUUCCCAGGUGAGUUUCUGCAUUGAUCUACGUCAAUUAAAACCACUUGAUCAAUAUAAUGGUGGGCUUCCAUGGGUUUUCAAGCUUUUUUUCUUUUCUGUUUUUCUUUAUUUCUUAAAACUUCAAAAUACAGUAUAUAUUUGUCAUUUUUAGUAUAUUUUUUAUAUAUUUGUCAAUUAAGUUGCACGCUUUUCCGCGGGAGCAUGUUAGUUAGUGCCUGCGAGCAAAUUUCAUAACUUCAGGAUCUGCAAAUAUUUGAUCCUAUUUUAGGUUUGGGGAAUUAAGGUGGCUCCCUACAGUUGUAAAGAAACGAAAAAAAGGUCUUCACAAUUACGCAAAAUAUUUUCUAUUUAUGUAAAAUGGGGAUUUUUUUGAAGUACAGAAACGCUUGCUCAGGCUUUAUACUUCAAGCAUAAUCGUUCGAUUAUCAUAUGCUUUGUGUGUUGCUAUGGUAACAAUGUGGCCUAAGCCACAGCAGAUAAAUAUCAAGUUUUGGACUAAAAAUGAAUUUAUUAAUUUCCUUCGGUCAAAACAUCUGACGUUCUGUAGUUGUAAAGGGAAUGUCUAGGUCUGUCUAGUGGAAGAUUAUAUAAAAAAAUUAGGGGGGAGUAUAAAUUCAAUUUUUCAGCUGAAUAUUACGCGAGAUUUGUUCCACAAAAACUGUUUUAUAGAGUAUUUUAAAAAAUCGAGUAUAUUGCAAUAAUUGACCAGUAUUUUUAACAAAAUUUUAGAAAUAUUAACCGAAGGGAAAAAGUUAUUGCAUUAAAAAUCUUGCGCGGUCAAAUGAACUUUUUGCUGAUGUGAUAAAAUUUCAACUCGACAAGAUCACGUCAUUUCGUUACCAGUCCCAUGCUUAAACAACUACAGGGUGUAUAAAAAAAAGUAAGGCAAUUUUGAAAUUGCUCUCAAUUCCACAAUUCUGUUCAUGAAAUGUAAUUUUUUAUAUGUAUGGAUUGCUUGAGUUCUUAAAUUAUGGAAAAUAUAAAAAAAAUUGAAAAUAUUAAAUUUUGCUAUCCAGGGGGGUGGUCAACUUUUGCUCUCCUAAAAGUGGCUUGCGCACGGAAAUGACAAACGGUAUUCUUUAUUUGAGUUCAUGUAUGAAAAGUUCGCUAUUUGUUGCAUUUAUGAUAAAAUUUCGGCAGGAUUUUACCGAGUACAAAUCCUCCGAAAAGCCUAUGAAAACGUUACAUUUUUCUCUGAUGGUGCUGGUCUUGCUUCAUUAUGAAUUCAUUUUUACUCCCAUGAGAGUUCCAUGGAAUUUCCAUGGAAUUUGUGCUUUCGAGCUUGUGCUGAAACGCAUUUUCUCGUGUAAUACCCCGUAAAAGCAGAGAGCUUUUAUGGUAUCAGAGUUCCUCCGUAGCAACAACAUAAACUUGGUUCGCCAAAGAAUAUCCAGAUGUACGAUGCCCUUCACGUGCGAAUACGUGAAGGGCAUCGUACAUCUGGAUAUUCGUUCGAGAAACUUUGGCGAACCAAGUUUAUGUUGUUGCUACGGAGAAACUCUGAUACCAUGCAUAAAAGUUCUCUGCUGCGGCCGGGGUAAAUUGUGACAUCGCCAUUUCAAAGUGUACGGGGUAUUAUACAAGAGAAUGCGUUUCAGCACAAACAACUCGAAAGCACAAAUUCAGUGGAAAUUCCAUGGAACUCUCAUGGGAGUAAAAAUGAAUUCAUAAUGAAGCAAGAACAGCACCAUCAGAGAAAAAUGUAACGUUUUCAUAGGCUUUUCGGUGGAUUUAUACUCGGUAAAAUCCUGCCGAAAUUUUAUCAUAAAUGCAACAAAUAGCGAACUUUUCAUACAUGAACUCAAAUAAAGAAUACCGUUUGUCAUUUCCGUGCGCAAGCCACUUUUAGGAGAGCAAAAGUUGAUGGAUAGCAAAAUUUACUAUUUUCAAAUUUUUUAUAUUUUCCAUAAUUUAAGAACUCAAGCAUUCCAUACAUAUAAAAAAUUACAUUUCAUGAACAGAAUUGUGGAAUUGAGAGCAAUUUCAAAAUUGUCUUACUUUUUUUGAUACACCCUGUAUAGGGAGCCACAUUAAAUAUUGUUAAAAUGUCAGUAUUUUAAUGAGAUUUUUUUUUAAAAUGUGCCUGCAUGCACAGUUCAAAAAGUGCAUGCAUGUUUUCGCACACUCGCGCAUAUUAAAGAUGCCUGCAUGUUAGAACAAAGGAUUAAGCUUGAGAAUACUUAUUUGUAUUCUCUUUAGUUAUCUCACUUAGUCAAUCUAAUUUGUGAUUUUUACAACGUACUUACAGCAUUUUAACCAGUUGGCAAAAGACAAUAACUUGGACAAUGCUUUGAAGACAAACGGUGGAGAAGUCGAAAAUAAUACAAUGAGUUUUGAAUAAUCUUGUCAUUUUGUGUACUGUAUAUAUAUUUAUAACAUUGUAGUUACAUCCUUAGUCAUUUAUUUUGUACAUAUACUCUGUUUAAUGUGAAGAUCUAUGCAUAUGAAAUAUUCAGUCACUUGUGAAAUUCUAACUGCACAAAUAUUGGCAGACAAUGGCUUAACCAGAUUAUUUGCCCAUAUGUCUCUACUUAGUAACUCUAUGCUAAUGCACACUGCAUCCUCUACGGGGUGUCUAAAAACAAACGCUAUGGAAAUUCAACAGGCUGUCGUGCAUCAUAAACGUGGCUAAACAAUUCAAUUUUUACAUAGG